AUGUCAACUAUCACCGAAAAAGCACCAGACUUUUCCGCUUGUUCCACGGCCGAGGAUCGUGAGAACAUCACGACCAGAAAAGAUGGCACAUUACAAGAUCGGAAGGAUAUGUGGCGUGUUGGCCGGGCGCAGGAACUAAACCGAAACUUUCGACUUCUUUCGGUGGUAGGAUUCAGUGCGGUGUUGAUGUGCACCUGGGAAGCUGUCUUGUUUGGCGCUUCGUACGGGCUCACGGAUGGAGGAAAGGCAGGAAUGAUCUAUACGUACCUCGGUGCAGUGAUAGGCUUCAGUUUCGUGAUCCUAUCGAUGGCCGAAAUGGCCUCCAUGGCCCCAACGUCCGGCGGCCAGUAUCAUUGGGUUUCGGAAUUCGCACCGCCUAGCAAACAACGCUUCUUGAGUUACCUGACAGGUUGGGUUUGCGUGUUGGGCUGGCACACAGGAAUCGCGGGCUGCUGUUAUACUGUCGCGAACAUGUUGGUGGGCUUGCUCGCGAUCAACUACCCUGACAGCUAUGUCUACCAACCGUGGCAUGUCACGCUGAUUGUAAUCGCGGCGGCCCUGGGGGCGCUGUUGUUUAACACGCUCCUGGCACAGAAACUGUCCUUCAUCGAGGGGAUUAUCCUGAUUGUGCAUUGUUUUGGCUUUUUCGGCAUUCUGAUUCCGCUGUGGGUACUGUCGCCCACUGCCCCUGCUUCGGAGGUUUUUGGAUCGUUUGAGGAUAAUGGAGCAUGGGGCAAUAUGGGACUUGCUUGCUUAGUAGGGUUGACAGGGCCGAUCUACGCUCUAAUUGGUCCCGAUUCCGCAGUGCACAUGUCUGAAGAGAUCCGCGAUGCCUCCCGCGUCCUUCCCAUCAGCAUGGUCAGCACCUUGGUUCUCAACGGGACCACCGGAUUCAUCAUGAUCAUCACCUUCGCCUUCUGCAUUGGCAACAUCGAAGAAGUUAUGGCCAGCCAGACCGGAUUCGCCUUCAUCCAGGUCUUCUGGAAUGCUACCGGCUCGUCGCGCGCAGCCACCGGGAUGACUGUCGUUAUUAUGAUCAUGCAAUUCUGUGCUGCCAUCAGCAACGUUGCUACGACAUCCCGACAGAUCUAUGCAUUUGCUCGUGACCAAGGUCUCCCGUUCGCCGGUUUCUUUUCGAAGAUACACCCUACCCUUAAGGUUCCUCUUAACGCUCUCUGUGUCAGCAUGGUCAUCGUCACUCUCCUUUCCCUCAUCAACAUCGGCUCCUCGGUCGCCUUCAACGCUAUUAUGUCUCUGGGCACAGCGGCGUUGCUCUCCUCCUACCUGAUCUCGAUCUCGUGCGUGCGUCUCCGACGAUGGAGAGGCGACCCUCUACCCCCGGCACGAUGGAGUCUGGGGCGCGCAACUCCGUUUAUCGACACCGUAUCAAUCCUCGUGUUGGUAGUCAUUCUCACGUUUAGCUUUUUCCCCCUGACCAACCAUCCUGACGCCGCGGAUAUGAAUUGGAGUAUUGUUAUAUUCUCCGGGGUGGUUUUGUUGGCUGUGGGGUAUUAUGGAUUAUAUGCGAGACAUCAGUAUCGGGGACCAGUAAGUCGGGUUCGGGUUGAGUAA
Aspergillus homomorphus CBS 101889 is the source of this 1572-nucleotide messenger RNA. RefSeq names its product putative amino acid permease. Gene Ontology annotation, molecular function: transmembrane transporter activity. The record is from RefSeq and is a predicted model, not a curated record. Gene Ontology annotation, cellular component: membrane. The coding region runs from base 1 to 1572 and encodes 523 amino acids. The transcript is spliced from 7 exons. Gene Ontology annotation, biological process: transmembrane transport. Lineage: Eukaryota; Fungi; Ascomycota; Eurotiomycetes; Eurotiales; Aspergillaceae.